CGCUUCGUAUGAUUUAUACUGUCCAACUGGCAUCGACUGGCCAUAUGCAUGACCAACCACAAUCCGAUGAGUGCCGAGCCGAUGACGAUGCCAAAUUCACCCUUUGAGUCUUGCACUGCCACAACUAGGCUUCCGCUAUAGCUGGACAUAGAAGCCUUUGAAGCUUCAAGCUUCAAGUUGAACAAGAGCUCUAAGGCACACGGCAACGCAAAUUUACACCAGGGCCAAUCAAUCACUGAUCAAUUGUAAAAAUUUUGUCAAGUUGGCAGUGCAGAGUGCGUCGAGUCAUCGGUCGUGACGCGACUCAACCCUCUAGCCUCUCGCACUUGUCCUGGAUACCGCUGUCUGAUCAUAGACGGGAACGUCGAAAUUGGUUCAUCUCAGCUCCCAAAAUUUGCUAAAAGACACCUCACGUUCUAGUUGCCUUGUUGUUCCUAGACCAUCCUUUUUUCUUAGCUCUGCACGAAGCUGCCAGUACCACGACUUGAUACCAAUGGUCCAAAUUGCCCCCCUCCUCUUGCAGGUUCUUGUCGCUGUCGCGCAAGCCCCUCCUGUCGCGCGCAACGUUUAUUCCAAUGCCCUCGCUGUCCGUCAGGUAAAUACGAGCGACCUCCCUUCUCAAUGCCAAAGCACGUGCCAAGUCAUCAAUACGAUAAGUGACUGCGACAACAGUCUAUCUUGCAUUUGCGGGUCGUCCAUUGGAACCCAGCUUCAAACAUGCAUGGAUUGCCUUGUUACGGCUGAACCAUCUGCCUCGACGGAUGCUGAUUCCGCCAUCGACGGCUGGAACGAAGCUUGCGGUGGAUCUCUUACCCUUGCCAGUGGACAGACUUCUACUUCGACAUCUGCUGCGAAGAGCUCUACUGCUACUGGUAGUAGUAGUAGUAGUGGCAGCAGCCCCUUCGUUACCAAAACUGGUGAUGCUAUGAGCAUGAAGGCUAUUGGGGCACUUGGCCUGGUCGUUUCCAUUGCUUGCGGUAUCAUCAUACUCUGAACAUGAGUGCCAACCUUAGGGCGAACCUUUCCUUGACAGAUGAUCAGUAUAACCACACUCUCCUUUCUUAACACUGCAUAAGUACACCUACUGUUAUCGAACAAUUUAACUAGUAAAAUUAUUCGCCGCUAUGGCACGGUUGCUCGUUGGUAUCGCUGAAACAGGAAGAAUUA
Suillus fuscotomentosus is the source of this 1167-nucleotide messenger RNA. RefSeq lists its product as uncharacterized. Bases 494 to 994 code for a protein of 166 amino acids. The transcript is spliced from 4 exons. The record is from RefSeq and is a predicted model, not a curated record. Lineage: Eukaryota; Fungi; Basidiomycota; Agaricomycetes; Boletales; Suillaceae.